This is a messenger RNA of Rhinichthys klamathensis goyatoka, 540 nucleotides long. Its product is annotated as E3 ubiquitin/ISG15 ligase TRIM25-like. The coding region runs from base 1 to 540 and encodes 179 amino acids. NCBI's taxonomy places the organism in Eukaryota, Metazoa, Chordata, Actinopteri, Cypriniformes, Leuciscidae. The transcript has a single exon. The record is from RefSeq and is a predicted model, not a curated record.
AUGUCAGAUGCCAGAAUUUCAGUGGAUCAGGAUGAGUUCCUGUGUCCAGUGUGUCUGGAUCUCCUGAAGGAUCCGGUGGCCAUUCCCUGUGGACACAGUUUCUGUAAGAUCGGUAUUACAAGCUGCUGGGAUCAGGAGGAUGAGAAGACAGUCUACAGCUGCCCUCAGUGCAGACAGACCUUCAGUCCAAGACCUGCUUUAGCUAAAAACACCAUGCUGGCUGAAGUGGUGGAGAAACUGAAAAAGACUAAACUUCCUGAUGACUGUUACGCUGGAGCUGGAGAUGUGCAGUGUGACGUCUGUACAAGAAGAAAACGCAAAGCCGUCAAGUCCUGUCUGGUGUGUCUGAACUCUUACUGUCAGAAUCACCUUGAACAACAUGAGAGUUGGUUUAAAGGAGAGAGACACAAUCUGACUAAUAGGCUCUACUCAACUCUACUCAACUUUACUUCUCUUUCCCGCGAGCUAAAAAAAAAAUUGGCAAAAGAACUUUUAAGUUUAAGGCUCCAGCAGAUUGUAAUAAUCUAUCUGUGGAAAUAA